AGCCGCAGCCAGCGGAGCCGCCGCCGGUUCAGCCGCCGCUCGCCGGGGCCGGGGCGGGGAGCGCGGGCCGGGUCCCGGCCGUGCCUCAGUUUCCCCCGCGGCUCCGCGCGGCGCCCGGGGCCAUGGAGCUGAUCGAGCUGCGGGAGCUGCAGCCGGAGCCUCGGCCGGGCCGGGGCCGCCUGGAGCGGGCCAACGCGCUGCGCAUCAGCCCGGCCCGCCGGCACGGCCCCGCGGCCCGGCCCGAGCCCCGGCUGGCGGCGGCACCGGGCACCGGGCACCGCUUCGAGCCGCGGCGCCGCGGGCUCCACACCUGGUGCGACCUCUGCGGGGACUUCGUCUGGGGGGGCGGCAGGAAGAGCCUCCAGUGCCGCCACUGCAGCUUCACCUGCCACUACCGGUGCCGGGCCCUGGUGCGGCUGGACUGCAGCGGCCCCCUGGGCAGCGGGGACGAGGACGACGGCACCGAGCAGGAGCUGGAGAAGGACACGAAUGUGGAUGAUCCCAGCAGCAGGGUGUUGUUGGAUUAA
Messenger RNA from Oxyura jamaicensis (ruddy duck), 527 nucleotides. RefSeq names its product Ras association domain family member 1 (gene RASSF1). Lineage: Eukaryota; Metazoa; Chordata; Aves; Anseriformes; Anatidae. The record is from RefSeq and is a predicted model, not a curated record. The transcript is spliced from 4 exons. The coding region runs from base 123 to 527 and encodes 134 amino acids.